AUGGGAUACAAUAGUGGUCAGAAUGCAGAAGAGAUGAGGAACCAGUUUCCUGUUCUUGAUUCCCAGGACGGAGUCAGGACCGGUGAUAUGAUUGGUAAUUCACAUUCCAAUGGGAGCUCGGUGCCUUUUCCUUAUAAUCAUCAAUCGACGGUUUCCAUCAAUUCUAUUCAAUCCAUUGUGGAACCAAUCACUCCUCCAUCUGUGGUUCAGAUGGAUGUGAAGAAAAAUCAUCACAAGACAAGAUCGUUGGAUUCAAGCAAUUUCACUCCAUCAGUCAAUAUGUUUGAUAGAGGUGCUGAUAUUAACUCGAUAAAGAAUUCACAAGUCGGUUCUCACUUCCCUAUUUACAAUUUUGAUGAUAGUAUUAAUGGAAAUAGCAACAUGAUUGUGGCACCCACGCUAAGUUCUAACACUCCAUUGCCAAUGAUUAAUGAAUUCGAUACGUUAAGUAAUGGUACUAUUAAUAAUACACAAUCUGCAUCUUAUUCAAUGGGAAGGCAAAUGCAUAAGCAAAGAAUACCAUCAUCUAAUAAAGCACGCCAGUCAGAAAAUAGUAAAAACUUUCAGAAUCAGUCAGCAUUAUCGUCGUCAUUGGCUUCUUCAUCUAUGCAUACAUCAAAUCAACCAUCAUCAAUGGCUGAACUUUCUUUAUUGCCAUUGGAUAAAAUAAAUUAUGCAAGUUUAGCUACUGACCAAUUUGGUUGUAGGUUCUUACAAAAGAAACUAGAAUAUCCAGCAGAAAGUAAUAUUGUAAGAGACCUUCUAUAUGAAGACAUCAAAUCAAUAUUUUUAGAGUUGGUACUUGAUCCAUUUGGAAACUACUUGAUACAAAAACUAUGUGACUAUUUUACUACAGAUCAGAAAACAUCUCUAAUAAAAUCAAUUUAUCCACAUGUAUUCCAAAUAUCAAUAAACCAAUACGGUACAAGAUCGUUACAAAAAAUCAUUGAUACAGUGGAAAACGAUGCUCAAAUUGACUUAAUAAUUAGAGGUUUUUCAAGAGAAUGUGCUUCUAUUAAUCAGAUUGUAACAUUAAUUAAUGAUUUAAAUGGUAACCAUGUAAUUCAAAAAUGCAUAUUCAAAUUCCCAACUACAAAAUUUGAUUUCAUAGUGGAUGCUAUCAUCCAUAAAAAUAAUAUUGUGUUAAUUUCGACUCAUAAACAUGGGUGUUGUGUUUUACAAAAACUAUUGGGGAUCUCCACAUUACAACAUAUUUUUAAACUAUCGACUAAGAUUAUUGAAUAUCUUCAUUUUUUGAUUAAUGAUCAAUUUGGUAAUUAUAUCGUCCAAUUCCUUUUCGAUAUCGAGGAAUUAGAUUUUUACUUACUAUCAGAAAUUUAUAAUAAGCUUGUAGGAGAUAUUUGUAACUUAGCAUGCUCAAAAUUUUCUUCAAAUGUUAUUGAAAAAUUUAUAGAAAAACUAUUCAGAUUGUUGAUUAAAUUGAUAACUAAUGAUAAAAAGCAGAAUAUAAAGCCAGCCGAUAAAGAUUUAAUUCAGGUCUGUAUUGAUAUAAUUUUAACAAUAGUUAAUAUUUUCACCAGAAAUUUAAAUGGUCUAAUUAAAGAUAAAUUUGCUAAUUACACCUUACAAACUUUAUUGGACGUCAAAAACUAUACUCCUUUCUUAAUGUAUGAUGGUAAUAAACAAUUUAUUUUACAAGAAAAUUAUCAAGAAUUUGGUAUUGAGUUCAAUAAAAGGAUUAACAAUUUGAUAUAUUUGACAAAAAAUGUAUUACCUUCAAUCAAAACUACAUCGUAUGCUAAGAAGAUUAAAUUAAAAGUCAAAGUUUUCGCAGAGUUAAAGGGUACAGCUUUUACAGAUUUUGUACAAAAUAAUGACCUUCAAAAACAAAACUCUGAAAGUACAGAACAUAUCAGUCAAAAUAAAAAAUUCACAAAGAAAAAAUUACAUGAAAGAUAUUCUUCAUUGCCAAAUAUAAUAAAUAAAACGACAAACCCAUCAUUGCAAUCUUCUAUUUCCAAUAUAUUGGCAAAUCAAAGCCACGUGAAACCAGGAGAUGCAAUAAAUAUUAACUCAAGAUUGUUAUCUACCUCGAAUAACAUCACGUAUUCAAAUCCAAAUCAAACGGGAGGGUCAGGUUAUAAUUUUGAGGAAAAUAAUAGGCCAUCAAAUUUGUUGGAAAUUGGAUUGAAAUCUUUAACUUUAGAAAACCAACAACUUCAACCACAACCUACAAUCGUUCAAAAAAGAUUAUCUAUUUUUUCUACUAAUGAAACAGCACUGAAUAAUGGUAUGGGACACUCCCAAGUUGACAUGUCAACUAAUAGUAGUUCAUAUCCACUCCCAAAUCCAUUACUUCAAAGUUAUACUAGUCUAUCUAUAUCUGCUUUAACUGAUAUUGACGAUAAUUCAAUGACUCAAAGUGCUAUGAAUGAUCCAUUUCAAAAAGAUCAAUUAUUAAAAAACCAAAUGUAUCCUUAA
Tetrapisispora phaffii CBS 4417 is the source of this 2442-nucleotide messenger RNA. Its product is annotated as Pumilio-family RNA binding repeat-containing protein. NCBI's taxonomy places the organism in Eukaryota, Fungi, Ascomycota, Saccharomycetes, Saccharomycetales, Saccharomycetaceae. The coding region runs from base 1 to 2442 and encodes 813 amino acids. The transcript has a single exon. The record is from RefSeq and is a predicted model, not a curated record. Gene Ontology annotation, biological process: post-transcriptional regulation of gene expression. Gene Ontology annotation, molecular function: mRNA binding. Gene Ontology annotation, cellular component: cytoplasm.